Messenger RNA from Effrenium voratum, 1416 nucleotides. NCBI's taxonomy places the organism in Eukaryota, Dinophyceae, Suessiales, Symbiodiniaceae. The record is from the annotation of a GenBank genome assembly.
AUGUUUGCCCGAACCGGGGGCACACUUCUGGCCUUGAGCGAAGCCUCCACUGAAUCUUCCUUGGUGACUCGCGGAUGUGCACGGCUUGGGCCAGCCCCCCUGUUGCCCGGCUGCGCUCGACCGGACUUGCCUCUAGCAGUGCUUGACUCGGUGACCUUUGAUACUUUACUGACCUCGCGAAGCCCUAUUCGUCUGGAGCUCUCGAUGCCGCUGCACAAUGACGUUUGCACGAGCUCACCAGCGCUGGCACGAGGCGCAGCAAGAUCAGAGUUGCUGAUGUCUAUCUGUGGUCUAAUCCGCCUGGAGCUCUUCCUGCCGGCUCCAGCACCUGCGAAUGCGGAAGCAGCCUUACCGCCUCGGGGGUUGGCCCACGUGGGCCUGGCGCUGCUGGCACCAGCUCUUCCAAGCCCAGGCCUGCCGUCACCGCUGAGGUCUGCCUCUCAGCCUGGACUUUUGCCGCCCUCAUGGGGCUGUGGUCAAGCAGAUCCAUCUCUGUUGGCAUCAGACUAUGCACAUCCAAGUCCCUCGCUUCCGCCGAGAGCCUUUUCAUGUGCUGGCAGCACCUUGAGCGUGCUGGGGGGCGCUCGAUCAGGGCAGCUCUCUGUGCUUGGCUGUGCCCAUUCGGAGCCCAUUCUUUCUUUGCGCAGCUUUGCUCGCCUCGGUCCGGUGCUGCUGGCAUCAGAUCACGGCCAACCCGGAGCUUCUCCGCUGAUGCGAGGUCUUGCUCACUCUGGUGCUAGCUCAUCAGUCUUCGGACAGGUACACUUCACUUACACCAACACCUACAUCACCUCGGAGGUUUCAAGUACAAACCAACUCCAGUUCUACGUCAACAACCAGCGCGCGCUGUCGCUGCUUCAGAAGCCCACAGGGGCAACGACGGGGAACGUCGGCGGUGCUCUUCAUGGUCUUUGGUAUUCAGAUCAUAUGCUCCACAUUUCGGACAAGCGCCUCAAGACGAGCAUCCGCUCUCUGGCGGACGACUUGAAUGAAAAGGCGCAAGCCGCAGGAGUUGAAGGCGAAGGGCAGGGCGUGGCUUGGCUUCUUCGGGAACUGCGGCCUGUAUCAUAUUACUUUAAGCGGGAUGUGGAAGCCAAAAAGCAGCGCUUUGGCUUUAUCGCCGACGAACUGGCAGAGACGCUGCCCGAGGUCGUGCAAGAGUCAUCGGAUGAGAAGAAGAUCAAAGGCAUCGCAUACCAGGAUCUGAUUGCCAUCAUGGUGGUCGGCAUGCAGUCCUUGAAUACGCGGGUCAACGAUUCGGAUGACUUUGCAAAGAUCUUGAUGACCCGGCUCAACACUCUUGAGCAGAGCUUUGCAAUGCUGCAGGAGAACGUCAUCAAGAGACUUGGCGAUCUGGAGGUGCAAAUUGGAACAACGGAGCAGAGGAGGGGUGCCAACGAUGCCACCCUGCUCUGA